AGAAGGAGCCGGCGGCGGCCCGCCAUGGCCGAGUCCCCGGAGGAGGUGGCGGUGCUGGUGCAGCGCGUGCUGAAGGAUCUGCACAACGCCUUCAAGCGCAACCCGCACAUAGAUGAAAUUGGAUUAAUUCCCUGUCCUGAAGCCAGAUAUAACCGGAGCCCUAUAGUUCUGGUGGAAAACAAACUUGGGGUGGAAAGCUGGUGUGUCAAGUUUCUUUUGCCCUACGUCCAUAACAAGCUCCUUCACUACAGACAAAGAAAGCAAUGGCUCAACAAAGAAGAGCUGAUAGAUAUCACCUGUACGUUGCUGCUAUUGAACCCAGAUUUCACUACUGCAUGGAAUGUCAGGAAAGAAUUAAUAGUAUCUGGCACUUUAAAUCCAGUGAAAGAUUUACGUCUUGGGAAACUGGCACUAACUAAGUUUCCGAAGAGUCCAGAAACGUGGAUUCACAGACGCUGGGUGCUGCAACAACUAAUUCAGGAAAACUCCUUGCCCACUCUCGUGAAUAAAGGGAAUUUGGAAACAGCUCCCAUGGAAAGGAUUCAGCGGCUAGUGAAAGAAGAAAUGGAUGUUUGCUGUGAAGCUGCUGGGAGAUAUCCAAGUAAUUAUAACGCCUGGUCCCAUCGCGCCUGGGUCUUGCAGCACUUGGCCAAGCUCAGUGGAAAGAUUCUUCUAGAUGAACUUUCUUCCACUAAGCACUGGGUCUCCAUGCAUGUUUCAGACCAUAGUGGAUUCCACUACCGCCAGUUUUUAUUAAAAUCUUUGAUUGGCAGAACUGAGACUGAGUGUACUGUAGAAAUGCACAAUUCACCAGCCAAUCAGCAAGCACCUAGGCUUCUAAAAGAUGAAGAAAAUGAUGAAGCAGAAGCUACCUGUGUGGAAGAACAACCAGAUCUCCCACUUCUUCUAAAUGAAGAAGUAGAGCUCUGCACUGAUUUAAUUAAUACUUACCCGGGGCAUGAAACCCUGUGGUGUCACAGACGGCGUGUGUUCUAUCUUCAGCACCACUUAAAAAACAAACUUCCACUUCCAAGUGUCUGGUCAGCAGCUGCAGACAAGAGUGAUGGCCUGUUGAACAGCUCACACCCUGGUGCUGCAUUUGGUCAUGUGAGCCAAGCCAUGGACGUGGACGGCCUGCUGGAAUCCAGCAGACAAGGCUACACUCAAGAAACCAAGCGCCUGAAACGUGCUCCUGUGCAGGACUCUAUCAGUCUCGAAGCAGAAUACAGGUUCAUCGAUCAGGUUUUAUCAACAUGUAGGGAUGUAGAGCAGGCAAGGUUUGCUGGGGCAUACAGAAAAUGGCUGGUUUCCUUUCUAGGUCAGUGAAGAAAGAGAUUUUAAUAACAAUAAUAAUAAUAAUAAACAACAUGCAGGGUCCUUUGUUUAGUGCAAUAUUCUCUUUUCAAACAUUGGUGCUUGUAGUGGCACCUGGAACUUUUCAUCCUUUUUUUUGUUGUCUGUGCUAAACAUCCUUUCCAGAUGAUGGCUUUCACUUAUAUAUAUAUAUUUUAAGCACCCUGGUGUUGAUCAAUAAAAUGUUUUUUUCCUGAGUUUAUGUUACAUGUAGGGUGACUCCAUAUCACAAACUCAUUAAUUAUAGUUUUUU
Lacerta agilis (Sand lizard) is the source of this 1606-nucleotide messenger RNA. RefSeq names its product protein prenyltransferase alpha subunit repeat containing 1 (gene PTAR1). The record is from RefSeq and is a predicted model, not a curated record. Bases 25 to 1326 code for a protein of 433 amino acids. Lineage: Eukaryota; Metazoa; Chordata; Lepidosauria; Squamata; Lacertidae. The transcript is spliced from 7 exons. Gene Ontology annotation, biological process: protein prenylation. Gene Ontology annotation, molecular function: protein prenyltransferase activity. Gene Ontology annotation, cellular component: cytoplasm.